AUGACUUUUCUGUUGAUGGGAGUGCUGAAACUUUCGCUGAUUAUUGGCGGUACAUAUUUUGUUGUGUCCAGAAGUAUCUCAUUGAAAACCAGAACGCUUACAGUAGAAGAGGUUUACAAAGAUCGCGACCAAUUCGCUGCGCUGGUACGCGAGGUAGCCGCACCUGAUGUCGGCCGCAUGGGCAUUGAAAUACUCUCAUUCACCAUCAAGGAUGUCUACGAUGAUGUGCAAUAUCUGGCAUCGUUGGGCAAGGCGCAAACGGCGAGCGUGAAGCGUGACGCUGAUGCGGGUGUGGCCGAAGCCAAUCGAGAUGCCGGCAUACGCGAAGCUGAAUGUGAGAAGAGCGCCAUGGAUGUGAAAUAUUCCACGGACACCAAAAUCGAGGAUAAUUCGCGUAUGUAUAAAUUGCAAAAGGCCAACUUUGAUCAGGAGAUCAAUACAGCGAAAGCUGAAUCGCAACUGGCAUACGAAUUGCAAGCAGCAAAGAUACGACAGAGAAUACGUAACGAAGAAAUACAAAUCGAAGUUGUCGAACGUCGCAAGCAAAUCGAAAUCGAAGCGCAAGAAGUGCAGCGGAAGGAGCGCGAACUAAUGGCUACCGUUAAACUGCCAGCCGAAGCGGAGUCACAUCGUGUGCAGACAAUAGCGCAGGGUAAACAGUGUCAGACAAUUGAAGCGGCACGCGCAGAUGCCGAAAAGAUACGUAAAAUUGGUUCAGCCGAAGCUCAUGCCAUUGAGCUUGUCGGCAAAGCAGAGGCGGAACGCAUGCGUAUGAAGGCACAUGUCUACAAACAGUAUGGCGACGCUGCCAUCAUGAAUAUUGUGCUCGAAUCUCUGCCUAAGAUCGCUGCCGAAGUAGCUGCCCCACUCGCCAAGACCGAUGAGAUCGUACUCAUUGGCGGCAACGAUAACAUAACCAACGAUGUUACACGCCUAGUAGCACAAUUGCCACCGUCCAUUAAUGCAAUCACCGGCGUCGAUUUGUCGAAAGUAUUAUCCAAAAUACCCGGAGCCAAGGCGUGAAAUUCAAUGCAACACUCAAGCAUGCAAACGCCUCAAGAUGCCCGAACGAUGAUGUUGAUGACAUAAAGAUGAAAACGUUAAAUGGAACAAGUUGGAAAAUGAUAACCGAAACACAAAACAAAAGAAAUAUUAUGAUAUAAUAAUAAAUGACACAAAUUAUGACGAAAAAUGGAGAAGAAGAAAGUGCUAAACAUAAACGAAUUAUAAAAUAAAAUGAAAAUUAUACAAACACAAUUACAAAAACAACAAAAGGAAAGCUAAAUUUUAGCACGAUGUUCAGAAAUCAAUAAGGAAAAGUAACAGUUCAAUCUAAGCAAAGAUAAAUAUUAAAAACGAAAGGAAAAUAAAAAAUUGGAUAAAAGAGUAAAAAUAUACACAAAACUAAAAGCGUACUCUGGCUUAAGCGUCUAUUUUGCAUUGAAUUAGUAAUCUAAAUAUACUCGCCUCCUUAAUAUAAAUGUACAACACACUUUUAUACAAGCAAGCAUAUACAAUCUUACAUAGUAUCUUUAUAUGUACAUAUGUAUAUUUAAAAAGAAUUUAAAUUAUUUAGAAAAACGUUCUAGACACAAACGUAACUACAAUAAAGUUUCUACAAAUGUUCGCAAAUUUCCUUUAUAACUACAGUACUGCGUAAAAAGGGAAACUAAAUAAAUAAAAAUUAGUUUUUACAAAACUGACUGGUAAAAAAAAUAUGUGUAUAUCUAUAUAACUCUCUUCCGUUUCAUAGCCGCAUACAAGCAUUGUAAAUGAACUAUAUUCUUGUCUCAGUGUCUCCCAAUCAAAAGAAAUAUGAACAACUUUCUCAAUUAAAAGUAUUCAAAGUUAACAAUAUACUCUUUGUAAUUUAGUUUUGUAUGUGUAACUUUUGAAUUAACAAUAAUGAAAAAAGUGUUUGACUUAGCAAAAGUAAAAAAAAAUAUAUAUGACAACACUUGAAGCCAGUUCUGAACAAUUUACUGCUGCCAUUUUCAAAAUUGUUAAUAUUUUCUCGAUUUACAUUACACUAUGUAUAACUUUUUAAAAUUUUUCAAAUUUACAAUUAAAAAUAAUAAUAAUUGAAAUAAAAUAAAAUAAUAAAUUAAAAAGUUGUUGUAUUAGCAAGUGUUUAGCUUGAUAUUUUAUAUAGUACAUAAACACUGCAGAUAUAUUACAUAGUCUUCUGAAAGUUCACUCGAAGCACAUGUUUAUAGAUAUUACAUACACAUAUAUUUGGAAAAAAAUACAGGAAAGCAGCAGCUCUGCAAUGAAUAUGCGUUUCAGAACAUCACAUUUAUUAUAAGUCUAUACUUUAUCAAAACAAUUUAAUGAUACGCUUUCUUUCACAGUUUACGCUGCUUAAACUUGUGUCAUGAAAUCGAUAGCUCAAUUUCAAAAACUCGUAAGCUAUUAAUUACAAAAUAAACUGUGUAGACACAGACUUCUCCACCGAAUUGAACAGUGCAAUAGUAAAACGUUCACUUAGUAAGAAAAAAUAGUGCUUAUUUGGACAACCAAUCAAAUUAAAAGAUAAGUUAUAUGAGUUUAUUUUAAUACACUUUCGGUACCAUUUUGCAGUUAAUAACGCUAGAACAAAAACGUCAAACCGAUUGUAUUCUGGAUCUGUCUAUUAAAAGCAAAUAAAUGUUCCUUGAAAAAUCAUACAAGUUGUUUGUAGGCAUUACACAAAAAUGCCCAAUAACGGAAUUCAGUUUAACAUUUAAGCUUUAGCUACAAAUUUACAAAAUCAGUUCGCAAAGCAAUUUAUCACAUUUAGAACGCAUCAAAUUCCAAAAAAUUAAGUGAGCUGUCCUGCUGACACUGUCUGUUCAAUACGCCAUGCAAUAGUUGAAAUAAUAAUUU
Molecule: messenger RNA, 2865 nt
Organism: Bactrocera tryoni
Lineage: Eukaryota; Metazoa; Arthropoda; Insecta; Diptera; Tephritidae
Product: flotillin-2
Exons: 5
Coding region: 1-1023 (340 amino acids)
Biological process (GO): protein localization to plasma membrane; regulation of myoblast differentiation
Cellular component (GO): plasma membrane
Source: RefSeq, a predicted model, not a curated record